Messenger RNA from Aspergillus japonicus CBS 114.51, 1574 nucleotides. RefSeq names its product kinase-like protein. The record is from RefSeq and is a predicted model, not a curated record. Gene Ontology annotation, biological process: spliceosomal complex assembly; regulation of mRNA processing; protein phosphorylation. The transcript has 5 exons. Gene Ontology annotation, molecular function: ATP binding; protein kinase activity. NCBI's taxonomy places the organism in Eukaryota, Fungi, Ascomycota, Eurotiomycetes, Eurotiales, Aspergillaceae. Bases 313 to 1494 code for a protein of 393 amino acids.
UGAAGAUGGGCGGAGAAGGUGAUAGCAAAAAAUAAGUACCUCUGUCACAUCAUACCGCUAACCAAAUACGGACUGGUGGCCAAGAGACCUGACCUCGGAAAGCUAUCGUCGGUCCUUACGACGGACUUCAAUGUCAAAGCAAAAGGGAGCUUCAUACCUCGAAUGAUUUUCUGCGUCCCUUUUAAAGGGUAACAAGGCAUGGGCUCAAAUAUCCUGAAGCCAUUUAUUCGACCAUCUGCAAACUUGACAUUGUCUCCAAGACGAUUCUAUUAUUCGCAACUCAUACCGCAGCUUGUUUGUCGACGCCGAAAAAUGGCUACUGCUCCCUUGUCUCAACCACGAACAUUUCCGACAACAGGUUUCAGCGUUCUGGAUUCAUCUAGAGAUUUCGAAGAAGAAACUUUGCCAGGUUAUCUGAAAGAACGCUACUACCCAGUCCGCAUUGGCGAAAUCUUUCGAUCUCGCUAUCAGGUUGUGACAAAAUUGGGCUUUGGUUCAUCAUCGACUGUAUGGCUAUGUCGAGAUCUACAUGAUGGACAGUUUCUGGUCUUAAAAGUUCAUGUUCGUACAGUGCGGCAACCGUCAGAAGUGCAGAUAUCGACCCAUUUGAAGGCGGCUCACAAUGCUCGUGGCAUUGAAAGAUAUGUACGACUUGUUCUUGACUCAUUCCAAAUUUCUGGACCACAUGGAAUUCAUCCGUGUUUUAUCUAUGAGCCUGCUGGAAUUGAUAUUCGUGACUAUAUACAUUGCCUUGAAGGUGAUGCUUUAACAGAGGAACUUCUUCGGCCCGCUCUUCGAUUUGUACUCAUUGCUUUAAAUUACCUCCAUCAGUCUGAAGUCAUCCAUACCGAUGUCCAGCCAAAUAAUAUUCUUCUAGGCAUAGAGGAUAAAACGGUUCUAGCUUACAUGGAGGAAGACGAGAUUACUAACCCGGCACCUCGAAAACUUCUUGAUGAUCGCACAAUUUAUGCUACACGUGCUAUGCCUCUGACGAGCGGGGAGCCGAUACUUGCCGAUCUUGGAGAAGCGCGACUGGCUGAGGAGAGACAAACUGGCCUCAUAAUGCCAGAAGUGUACAGAGCACCAGAAGUUAUGCUUGAUAUGGAAUGGGACAACAAAGUAGACAUUUGGGCAAUAGGUCAGACUGCAUGGACUUUGUUUGAACAAGGACACCUCUUUAGGAGCCAGAAUCUGGACACUCAAAGCGGCCAAGCUCGACGUUUCGCGGAAAUGGUUUCUCUUCUGGGACCACCUCCUGUCGAAUUCCUCAGGCGAAGUAAGCAAAGCCUUGAAUUCUGGGAUGAGGAAGGCAAUUGGAAAGAUGUGGAAAAUAUUCCUCAACAGUCUCUAGAAAGUCGUGAGUCUCGACUUGAAGGCGAUAGUCAGAGGCUCUUCCUCGGAUUUCUGCGAAAAACGUUGUGUUGGUUGCCCGAAGAGAGGCCAACUGCGGAACAACUGUUAUUGGAUCAGUGGAUAAGAGGAGAAGAUUAUUGAAAAUGAUUAGUAGAUAUUGAUGUCUUCAGCUGUUAGUUCUCAAUUAUCCUUCAUACAUUCAAUAAAAGAGAUCAGCAUAA